AUUUUUUAUUUUUGAAAUAGUUAUAUAGUGUGAUGAUAAUAACAUUGUUAUCACAAUGUCAACUAUGAGCAGCAACUCAGCCAUUUUCUUAUUAUUCUUAUGUGGAAUCCAAUAUGCAACAUGCUUUGUUACCUUGCGAAUGGGUGGAAGUAUGGCCCAACCACCACAGCCACAACCCGAGUUAUCCCCACACGGUUCAGUAAGCAAUCACCAAAAUGGCGGGAUUUCAUCAUCUGACGACGAAUAUUUUCAUCCGAGACAGCUACAUCCUAUAACUCAAAGCCAGAUUUUAACUUGCCCGCGAGUUGAUGACGUUAUUCGGACAAAUACCGAAGGCAAAUGUCCACGCGGAUGGGUAAAUGAGCCUGCUUGUGACACGCCUGACCACAGAAAUAUUGGUUCAUGUAAAUGGAAGAAAGACACCGAAUUUGAAAUGCCACUCAGGUUAGCAACUUUUCGUGGACUUCUAUGCAAAUCGAAACGUAUGAAGUGUUUGAAACAAAUCGGAAUAAUACCGGGCGACACAGAAUUACUACACCUUCCCAGGAACUCGUUUUCUGACAAAGCAGAGCUUGCUGAAACGAUGGCACAUCUGAAAGACGUUGUAGCUGUGAACUUUGCAAGGAACAAUUAUCUACUGCUAUCCCCCAAGACUUUUCAAAAAAAUGUAUGUCUUCGUUCUGUAAAUUUUGACAUGAAUUUUUUGCUUGACAUUCCUGAAAGUCUUUUCUUUACAAACAAACAACUGACUUCAGUAUCAUUUGUUGGAAACAAGUUAGAUUUUCUACCACCAAGAUUGUUUUUCUGGAAUCCACGUCUGAUUAUUGUCAACUUUGAGCGAAACAAUAUCACCCUCCUGCCCAAGGAAGUGUUCCGCAGAAACCGUCGGCUGGAAGUCGUUCGUUUUACCGGAAAUUCGUUGCCUGAUAUUCCGCAAGGUUUAUUUUCUAUGAACCCGUUCCUGCGUGAGGUUGGUUUGUCGCAUAAUCGUAUCUCGGUAGUACCAAAGAUGCUUUUCCGUAACACAAGAAACCUGAGGGAGCUAUCUCUCAGUGGAAACAAACUCAGAAACCUACCGGCAGAUCUGUUCGAUAACUGUCGAGAACUUCGCACGCUAACAUUAGAUCGCAAUUUGAUUACAAACUUACCGUCAAGAUUGUUUGACAGAAAUCCCAAGCUUUCUCACGUAGACAUCAGUUACAACCAGCUUCACAUUAUAAACCCAAACCUAUUUGUUAACAACCCCAUUGUGGCGGUUGUCAAUAAGAAAUGGGGAACCAAAAAGGGACACUUUGAAGAAGAAUACAAAAAACCAAGCACACCACGCACAAUAGAUAAAAUUAGCGGAACUCACUUUUACAGAAAAAACGUUGCUCUUUGGUGAAGCUUCACCAAACGAAGAGAGUACCAUAGGUUUACCGGGUCUGCCAAGCUGGCAGUCGGUUACUAGGCCGAUACUACUAAGUAGCUGGGGUAGUUGCCAGAUUUAUUAUUCUGUGGCGAAUGAGUGAACAAAUAUGCCCGGACAAUCUCAAACGAGACUGAGAUUGGUUUAUAUUCUAACAAAUUUGCAAUCAAAUUCCCCGUAACUUUCAUAACGCUUACUGAUAUUUCAGAACUCAAAUAUUAGUUUUGCACUAUAAAUUACUGUAACAACUUUUUUUGUGCGAAUAUUAUCAGAGAAUAUUAUUUGUAUAUCAUCCUACAUAUAUUUGUAUGUGACUGCUCUACAGGAGAGUGUAUUUUCAGACUCAAUGCUAAAAUUGUAUCUAGCACGCUGUUAUAUUAUAUUUUGAAAGGUAACGGAAAGUACUAUACGUUGUUCGUUUAUCAGAUACAAAUUCAUAAGCUAAAUAACAAGAUGCUCAAUAUAUUUGCCAAUCCGUUUUUUUAUCUAAUCUUGACUACUUAAAACAGAAAUUUGAUUUUGCUGUUACAAAAAUAGGGAUACGUUUGAAUUAUUAACAAAAAUGGAAAAACAAAAUAAAAGCUUGAGAAUUUAGCACUUCAAAAAUGAACAGCAAACUUUGUUUUCAAAUUAACCGAAUACGCAUGAUUUCUGUUAUUUCGGGAUUAAGAUUUACUAUUGCAAAUUUAUCUUUAUUAUUUUAUUUACUAUUUUAAAAUAGUUUAGAAUUACUUAUGAAUAUUUAUUUUUAUACCGUUAGUAUUGCUUCAUAUAUUU
Messenger RNA from Styela clava, 2185 nucleotides. RefSeq lists its product as uncharacterized. Gene Ontology annotation, molecular function: protein binding. The record is from RefSeq and is a predicted model, not a curated record. Lineage: Eukaryota; Metazoa; Chordata; Ascidiacea; Stolidobranchia; Styelidae.